Molecule: messenger RNA, 195 nt
Organism: Schistocerca nitens (vagrant locust)
Lineage: Eukaryota; Metazoa; Arthropoda; Insecta; Orthoptera; Acrididae
Exons: 3
Source: RefSeq, a predicted model, not a curated record
UCUGCCUCUGUGUCUCUCUCUGCCUCUGCCUCUGUGUCUCUCUCUGCCUCUGCCUCUGUCUCUGCCUCUGUGUCUCUCUCUGCCUCUGCCUCUGUGUCUCUCUCUGCCUCUGCCUCUAGAGUAGUGGUCGAAGUUGGUGGCUACAGUAACAACAUUGUUCUCAUUUCAACAUACAAUGGAAAUCCUGGAUGCUGA